Messenger RNA from Sclerotinia sclerotiorum 1980 UF-70, 2799 nucleotides. RefSeq lists its product as hypothetical. Gene Ontology annotation, biological process: DNA damage checkpoint signaling; DNA repair; mitotic DNA replication checkpoint signaling. NCBI's taxonomy places the organism in Eukaryota, Fungi, Ascomycota, Leotiomycetes, Helotiales, Sclerotiniaceae. The record is from RefSeq and is a predicted model, not a curated record. Gene Ontology annotation, molecular function: chromatin binding. The transcript has a single exon. The coding region runs from base 1 to 2799 and encodes 932 amino acids.
AUGGCACCUCCAGCGAAGAGACGGAAGCGCAAUGUCGUUGAAUCCUCUCCCCAUACAUCAGAGAACGAGGACAGUCAACCAGUUCAGGUCAACAAGUUCAAAAGUCGAUUGAGUGAUUUGGCACACUCUCCGCCACUAAGUUCGAGCUCUUUAGAGCCAAUUACAAGGUCUAUGUCACAAUCUAGCAGCUCUACGAGAUCUUCUUUUAUAAAACCUUCAGCGAAAACGGCCAAUCAUCCUCAUAAUGCCGCGCCACUUUAUCUGCCAAAUCAUCGCAAGAAGGCCAAUACAAAGAGUCCAAGUACUAGUCCAGAAAAACCAAGAGGCAAAGGAAAAAUUGAGGAAAAGCGGAAAAGUGCAGAUAUUCAUACAUUCUUUACCAAGCAAGCGCAGAGGCAGCAAGCAGAAGGCGAGACGAUACCCAAACAAAGAAUUAAGGUACUCAGCUCGAAGGAUAUUCAGAAGGAGGCUGAUCUGAUAGAUGAUUUAAUAUCAGAUGAUGAUGAUGAUGAUGUGGGAGAGAGUCGAGCACAAACAGUUAGCAUGGUUGGACAAGCCGCCAAGCGCGUGGUCGGAAAGAACGUAUUUACAAAUUCAGGUACCUACAUACCCAGCGCUAGCCAAAGGUUUGUGAAGCCAUCUCAAGUUCCUUCAUUAGAGUCUAUAGUAGAGAAGGAGGAUAUGCGGCCUUGGGCCGAACGCUUUGGACCAAACAAUCUGGAGGAACUUGGAGUUCACAAAAAGAAAGUCACAGAUGUUCGAACCUGGCUUGAAAAUGUCAUCAGGGGACAAAUGAGGCAACAGUUAUUGAUCCUAAAGGGUGCUGCAGGAACUGGAAAGACGACAACGGUACAACUGCUGGCGAAAGAUAUGGGAUGUGAUAUUCUAGAGUGGAGGAACCCUGUUGGAUCGGUGGCUUCCUCAGACGGCUUUCAAUCAGUGGCUGCACAAUUUGAGGAAUUCAUGGGUCGGGGUGGAAAGUUCGGUCAACUUGAUUUGUUUUCCGACGAUAAUGCAGAUAUUCUAGGAAAACCAGAAGUAAAACCAUUGGAUCGAAAGAAGCAAAUUAUCUUGGUCGAAGAAUUUCCAAACACUUUCACUCGUUCCUCGAGUGCUCUUCAAUCAUUCCGAUCUGCGAUACUUCAAUACCUUGCAUCUAAUACCCCUCCUCUUUCAGUGCCAUACAACCCUAAAGCUAAGAAGGAUCAUAUCACUCCAGUGGUAAUGAUUGUUUCUGAGACAUUGCUGACGACGACCUCCGCAUCUGCCGACAGUUUCACUGCGCACCGUCUCCUUGGGGCAGAAAUUCUCCAGCAUCCGGGUGUAGGAAUUAUAGAGUUUAAUGCUAUUGCCCCUACAAUAUUAGCAAAGGCCCUCGAGAUAGUAGUUCAGAAAGAGUCACGGAAGUCAGGAAGGAGAAAGACACCAGGGCCUCAGGUGUUGAGAAGGCUUGGUGAGGUGGGCGAUAUCAGAAGCGCAAUUGGGUCUCUGGAAUUCAUGUGUUUGAGAGGGGACGUUGAUGAUUGGGGAGGCAAAGUUGUUUUUGGAAAAGGCAAGAAAAAAAGCAAAGAUACUUUGCUGACAAAAAUGGAAGAGGAUUCUUUGGAACUGAUCACUCGCCGCGAAGCUAGCCUUGGAAUCUUUCAUGCUGUAGGUAAAGUGGUAUAUAACAAACGCGAAUCAAGGGCACCAGGAUAUGUGGAAUCUUUACCACACUUCAUAUCUCAUCACUCACGUCCCAAUAAAUCCGAAGUAAACAUAAAUGAGCUCAUUGAUGAGACUGGCACCGACACUCCAACGUUCAUCGCUGCCCUCCACGAAAACUACAUUCUCUCAUGUGAAGCACCGCCCUCUUCCUUCGAAUUCUCCUCUCUCGAUCACGUCAAUGGAUGCAUUGACGCGCUCUCCGAUAGCGAACUCCUCUGCCCGUCCUGGGAUGGUUCUCUCCAAUCCUCGGGCUUUGGUGGCGGCAUAAUAGGGACAGGAGGAGACAUACUCCGCCAAGAUGAGAUGUCCUUUCAGAUCGCCGUCCGUGGCAUCCUCUUUUCUCUUCCCCACCCUGUAUCUCGCAAAGCUCCCGCAGCGGCCGGAUUCAGAACUGGCAAAGCGGCAGAUGCACACAAAAUGUUUUAUCCCACUAGUCUUAAAUUGUGGCGCAUGAAAGAGGAAAUGGAAAGUACAUUAGAUCUAUGGGUUACACGCUUAAUUAAAGGAGAGGCCGAUCUCACAAACAUAGAAUCUGCAAGCAUUACCUCCGGCGCCGCUGCAUUUGCUCGUCCAAAACCUGGCACAGUGGAAAGUUGGAAGACUAAGAACGCCGUUCCCGCGUCAUCACAAUCAAAAUCAAACAGCAAAUCUAACCCCAACACUUCCAAAGAAGAAAAUUCUCCUCCACUUCUAAGCCUCGGUGUCUCUGCCCGCACAGAAAUGCUCCUCGAGCGUCUCCCCUACAUGAUCCAAAUUUGCAAAUUCAAAUGCAAAUCUCAAUCCCAAUCCCGCGCCACCUUCCCAUCACCAACUAACCCCCUCAUCAAAUCCCUCGAAAAAAUAACAACAUUCACAGGCAUCGGUCCGCAACAAACUGCCGACGAGACUGCCACCUCCUCAGACGACGACGAAUCAAAAAAUAAUACGGAAAAUUGGGCCACGGAUAAACCGGAUGGUGUGAGUACACCCACAAGGAAAAAUAAACAGGCAAGGCCGGUUAUAAAAAAGGGAAUCGGUGGUGAGAGAGCGAUGCCGGUGCAACAGCUAGAGCAGAAGUUCGUUCUGAGUGAUGAUGAUAUUGAGGAUGAUUGA